Panicum virgatum (switchgrass) is the source of this 3834-nucleotide messenger RNA. RefSeq lists its product as uncharacterized. The transcript has 2 exons. Gene Ontology annotation, biological process: telomere maintenance; DNA repair. The record is from RefSeq and is a predicted model, not a curated record. NCBI's taxonomy places the organism in Eukaryota, Viridiplantae, Streptophyta, Magnoliopsida, Poales, Poaceae. Bases 1 to 3834 code for a protein of 1277 amino acids. Gene Ontology annotation, molecular function: DNA helicase activity.
AUGUUCGACGAGUCGAAUGAGCUGGUAAAAUCAUUUAGGGCAGCUAGGGACCUUUUGGGAGGAAGCCAAGUCCAGCCUUUACGCCUUAGGCUCCUGCACGAUAGGUCAAAAGAAGCACCUCAGUAUAGUGCACCAGCAGGAUCUGAGAUAGCUGGUUUAAUAGUAGGGGAUUUCUCCGAAGAUAAGAAGAGUCCUGAUGUAAUCAUUCAGGAUAGAGGUGGUGGGCUUAGAAGAAUCAGUAAUCUUCAUGCAAACUAUAUGGCCUUACAGUACCCAAUCUUGUUCCCUUAUGGGGAGCAAGGGUUCAAGUUAGGAAUUAAAUAUAACCGUUCAGGAACUUUGCGUGUUGGAGUUAGGGGUGAGGUAACCAUGCUUGAAUAUUAUGCUUUCCGAUUACAGCAACGUAGAUGUGAGGCAACAACGCUGAUACGCGGUGACCGGCUAUUUCAGCAGUACAUUGUCGAUGCUUAUGCAUCUGUAGAGGAGAACAGGCUUAGAUACAUUGUAAAAAAUAACAAAAAUCUAAGGUCUGAGGUGUACAAGGGUAUUGAGGAUGCUCUGCUUAAGGGUGAUGUGGAUGGAAACAAUGUUGGGAAAAAGGUUAUUUUACCUGCUAGCUUCACUUGGAGUAAAAGAUACAUGAUACAGAACUAUCAGGAUGCAAUGGCAAUCUGUCGAUUUUAUGGGCCCCCAGACCUGUUUAUUACUUUUACCUGCAAUCCAAAGUGGCAGGAAAUAGCUGACGCUCUUGCAUUUAUUCCAGGGCAGAGUCCUGACGCUAGACCUGACAUAGUUAGCCGAGUCUUCAAAUUAAAGGUCGACGAGCUUGUUUCUGAGUUGAAGAAAGGCACUUACUUUGGGAAGGCACAAGCAGUGCUCUACACUGUGGAAUUUCAGAAGCGCGGCCUGCCUCACGUCCAUAUUUUGGUUUGGCUUGAAGGUAAUACAAAGGACCCUCGCCCCUCUUUUAUUGACUCAAUAAUAUCUGCAGAGAUACCGGAUAAAUCAGUUGAUCCUUUGGGUUAUAGUAUUGUCGAUGAAUUUAUGGUGCAUGGCCCUUGUGGCGAGCUUAACAAAAAAUGUGCGUGCAUGAAAAACAAUAGGUGCUCAAAAUUCUUCCCUAAGGGUUACGAAGCAAGCACAAUAGUAGGUGAGGAUGGUUUCGUGCAGUACAGGCGCGGGCCUGAGGCUGCAAAUUUCGUUGAGCGAUAUGGAAUCAGGCUUGAUAAUGGGUGGGUUGUCCCCUAUAAUUUGGCAUUAUUGAAACGGUUUAGGGCCCAUAUAAAUGUGGAGUGGUGCAAUAAAACCCAUCUAAUCAAAUACCUGUUUAAGUAUAUUACAAAGGGUCCAGACCGUGCUAGGGCUGUCAUCGAGACCUUUGGAGCUGGUGCGCCCUGUAGUGAUUCCCAUGGUGAAGCCAUUAGCAGCCUUGGUGACCAGCCAGUAAAUGCGCAGAAGCACCCUGAUGAUGUUGACGAGGUCCGGGAAUACAUUGAUUGUCGCUAUUUAUCCUCCCACGAGGCUAUCUGGCGUAUGUUCGAAUUUGAUAUCCACUUUAGGACGCCAGCAGUGGAAAGGUUAGCUGUGCAUCUUCCCUUGAUGAAUAGUAUUGUGUACCCAGCUGACCAGCCAUUGGCCAAUAUUGUAGAUGACCCUCGUUACAUGCAGACAACAUUAACAGAGUGGUUUACUGCUAAUACGAUUUCCCCAGCUGCUCGAGAGUUAACAUACAUAGAAUUCCCAACAAAAUGGGUUUGGAAUAGAAAGGCUAAGGCAUGGCAUUCACGUAAGGGAUCUAGAAAGAUCGGCAGGGCUAUAUAUAUCAAUCCUAGCUGUGGUGAGCUCUACUACCUCCGUAUGCUUCUGAAUGUUGCCAAGGGUGCUACAUCGUAUGAGGACCUUCGUACAGUUAGUGGUGUCCUGCACCCAACGUUUAAGGAUGUGUGUCAAGCUGCUGGACUUCUUGGUGACGACAAUGAGUGGCGUGAAUGUCUCAAGGAAGCAUCUGUUUGGGGUACAGCUUCUCAAAUGCGCCAGUUGCUUGUUACUAUAAUACUUUUUUGCUCUGUUUGUGAUGCACUUUCUUUAUUUUCUGAGUUCUAUAUGUACUUCACUGAUGAUAUACACCAUAAAAUUAGAAAGAUGGUAGGCCUGCCUCGUUAUAAAGUGCCAGAAGAACAUCUGAGAAAUCAUGACCUACUUGAACUCGAUAGAUUGUUUGUCAAGAAUGGUGCCUCAAUGACUGAUUAUGGCCUACCAAAUCCUGAUCCAACCCUUUGUAGCAAGGUGAAAAAUAGAUUGAUGGCUGAGGAAUUAGCUUACGACAGUGAAAUGCUCUUGCAUGUGCAUGAAACUCUCAUUAAUCAAUUAAACUCUGAACAGAGGCAUAUAUAUGAUGUUGUCAUACAGUCAGUUUAUGGGAAAACUGGUCGGUGCUUUUUUGUAUAUGGGUAUGGUGGAACUGGGAAGACAUUUCUUUGGAAUGCAAUCAUUUCACGCUUGCGAUCGGAGAAACACAUUGUUCUUGCUGUAGCUUCAUCAGGGGUUGCUGCGCUCUUGCUCCCUGGAGGCCGUACUGCGCAUUCUCGAUUUAAAAUUCCUAUUGUUAUUGAUGAGUCGUCGAUGUGCGAUAUUAAAAGGGGUACUUUCCUUGCUGAUUUAGUAGUGCAGAGUUCUCUGAUAAUAUGGGAUGAGGCUCCUAUGACUCACCGCCAUUGUUUUGAGUCGUUGGAUCGUAGUAUGCGUGACAUUCUUGGUCAAUUGGACUCCUCAAAUUCUGACCGGAUGUUUGGUGGGAAGACAAUGUUACUUGGUGGAGAUUUCCGGCAAGUGCUGCCCGUAGUUGAGGGUGGUAAUAGGCUAGACACAAUUGAUGCAUCAAUCACCAACUCUUAUUUGUGGGACCAUGUUAAGAUACUAAAACUUACAACCAACAUGCGCAUACUUGGGAUGGGGAGGAGUGGUUUAGCAGCUAAGGAGGUGAAAGACUUCAGUGACUGGGUAUUGAGUGUUGGUGAUGGUACUGCAAAAGGUACCGCUGAGAUUGAUGACGGGGACUCGGAGCUGAUUGAGAUACCAAGUGACAUCUUAGUCCCAAGACUAGAUUCUGCUAUCGAUGAUAUUAUAAGUUCUACUUAUCCCAACUUGGAGGCAUCAUAUUCAGACCCAACCUACCUGAGGGAAAGGGCUAUUAUAGCUCCGAAGAACGACACCAUCGACGAAAUUAAUAGCUGUAUUCUUUCUUUAGUUCCAGGCAAUGAAAAGGUAUACCUCAGCUCAGAUACAUUGGUUGAAUCCUCAAAGGAGAAUGGUAAUCUAGACUUGCUUUACCCUAUUGAGUUCUUAAAUUCGCUCCAAUUUAAAGGUAUCCCUCAUCACAAGCUUAUGCUUAAGAUAGGCUCCCCUGUCAUGCUACUGCGCAAUUUAAAUCAGAGCGCUGGCCUUUGCAAUGGUACACGUCUUAUAAUAACACAGUUAGGUGCUCGGGUAUUGGAGGCUCAAAUUAUAACUGGAUCACACAUUGGUGACAAGGUACUUCUUCCUCGGAUUGCCUUGCAUGUAUCAAGCACUAAAUGGCCAUUUGUUCUUAGUAGGCGGCAAUUUCCAGUUCGUUUGUGUUAUGCAAUGACCAUAAACAAGAGCCAAGGGCAAACUUUGCAGAAUGUUGGUCUAUACUUGCCACGCCCAGUUUUCUCCCAUGGUCAGCUCUACGUUGCUAUAUCACGUGUAACAUCUAGGAAGGGCCUUAGGAUCCUAAUUGACGAUGAUACAGACCCAAAUACCAAUGCUACCCAAAAUAUUGUCUACAAAGAAAUCCUCCGAUCUCUUUGGUAA